Octodon degus (degu) is the source of this 3216-nucleotide messenger RNA. It is a transcript of the gene Kif6, whose product is annotated as kinesin family member 6. Gene Ontology annotation, biological process: microtubule-based movement. Gene Ontology annotation, molecular function: microtubule binding; ATP binding; microtubule motor activity. The coding region runs from base 23 to 2413 and encodes 796 amino acids. The transcript is spliced from 22 exons. Lineage: Eukaryota; Metazoa; Chordata; Mammalia; Rodentia; Octodontidae. The record is from RefSeq and is a predicted model, not a curated record.
GUCAGUCAGAGAGGGGGCGGAGAUGGUGAAGCAGACCAUCCAGAUAUUCGCGAGGGUAAAGCCCCCCGCCCGGAAACACCAGAAAGGGAUUUAUUCCAUAGAUGAAGAUGAAAAAUUAACACCUAGCUUGGAAAUUCUCUUACCACGAGACUUGGCAGAUGGAUUUGUGAAUAAUAAGCGAGAAAGCUACCGAUUUAAAUUUCAAAGAAUUUUUGAUCAUGAUGCGAAGCAAGAGAUCAUUUUCGAAAGUAUUGCCAAGCCAGUCGCUGAGAGUGUCCUGGCGGGCUACAACAGUACCAUCUUUGCCUAUGGGCAGACAGGAAGCGGCAAGACCUUCACUAUCACAGGUGGGGCUGAGCGCUACAGCGACAGAGGCAUCAUCCCAAGGACGUUGUCGUACAUUUUCGAACAGUUACGAAAGGACAGCAGCAAAAUAUACACAACACACAUUUCCUACUUGGAAAUCUACAAUGAGUGUGGUUAUGAUCUAUUGGAUCCAAGACACGAAGCCUCCAGAUUGGAAGAUUUGCCGAAAGUGAUAAUUCUGGAGGACCCGGAUCAGAACAUUCACCUAAAAAACCUGUCUCUUCAUCAGGCAACGACGGAAGAAGAAGCUCUGAACUUGCUCUUCUUAGGAGACACCAACAGAAUGAUCGCAGAGACACCUAUGAACCAAGCUUCCACCCGCUCCCACUGCAUCUUCACUGUUCAUUUAUCAAGCAAGGAGCCCGGAUCUACAACCAUCCGACACGCCAAGCUCCACCUGGUGGACCUGGCCGGCUCCGAGCGAGUGGCCAAGAGUGGAGUCGGGGGCCAGCUUCUAACAGAGGCCAAGUACAUCAACUUGUCGCUACAUUACUUAGAACAGGUCAUUAUCGCCCUUUCGGAGAAGAACCGCUCACACAUUCCUUACAGGAACUCCAUGAUGACCAGCGUCCUCAGGGACAGCUUGGGGGGGAACUGCAUGACCACCAUGAUCGCCACGCUGUCCUUAGAGAAAAGGAACAUCGAGGAGUCUAUAUCGACCUGCAGAUUCGCACAAAGAGUGGCACUCAUAAAGAACGAAGCCGUCCUUAACGAAGAAGUCGACCCCAGAUUGAUGAUCAUCCACCUGCAGAAGGAAGUCCAAGAGCUGAAGGACCAACUGGCCAUUGUCACCGGGGAGCCGAGCACCGAGGCGCUCACAGAAGAGGAGCUCCGGCAGCUGGAAAAACUAAUAACCUCCUUUCUGGAAGACCAGGACCCAGAGAGCAGGCUGGAGGUUGGCGCUGAUAUGCGUAAAAUUCAUCACUGUUUUCAUCAUUUAAAGAAACUUCUGAAUGACAAGACGAUCCUUGGGAAGAGUACUGGCCCCUGCGAAAGCGGAAACCAAGUCCAGCAAGAAAGCUUUCGAGAGGAGGAAUACAGAAAGCUGCAGGACACACUGGAGCAGAGAGACAGCGAGAUCUAUAUUCUGGUCAACAUGUUAAAAAAGGAAAAGAAGAAAACUCAAGAUGCUCUCCACCUGUCUAGCAUGGAUAGAGGUGAAACGAGACCCUCGCAAGGCUUGCCCUUCCCACCUGGGAACCCACAGGAAGGGCAGAGGAUGUCCCUGUCCUCAGUUCCAGUGCAGGCCCAGGACCUCGGCACUUCCGGGUACAGAUCCCAUUCGCUGCACCGGAAAACAGGAAUGAGAGAGGAAAUGUCAUUAGGACGCCAGGAGGCCUUUGAAAUCUUCAAGAGGGACCACGCGGACAGCGUUACCGUCGAUGACAACAAACAGAUUCUGAAGCAGAGAUUUUCUGAAGCCAAAGCCCUGGGAGAAAAUAUAAAUGAGGCGAGAAGGAAGAUCGGUCGCCUGAAGGAUGCCAUCACACAGCGGCACAUGCAGCAGGUAGCCCUAGGGAUCUCCGAAAACACAGCCGCGCCCCUCAGACCAGACCGGCAGGAGGAGCAGCUCCGUCUGCAGCUGGAGGAGGAGAAGAGAAGGUACAAAACAAUGUUCACACGCCUGAAAGCCCUGAAGGUGGAGAUCGAGCACUUGCAGCUGCUCAUGGACAAAACCAAGGUCAAGCUGCAGAAGGAGUUCGAAGCCUGGUGGGCAGCAGAGGCCACCAACCUACAGGCAUAUUCUCCAGUAGUGAACCCCCUGGGUCCAGGGAAGCCUUCUCCGCAGACUGCUGAGCCCCAGCAGGACUGGUCCCAGCUUCUGGCUAACAGAAGUGACGUGAACAGCAGGGACAUCCCGCCCACACCUUGCCCCAGCCCAGCUGGCCAGGAGCCGCUCAGCCCCGGUGCCCAGCCGGAAAGCAGCACUCCUGAGCGGCCCUUGUCAGUCCCUCUCACUGGAGACAGCCAGACGGACUCUGACAUCCUGGCAUUCAUCAGGGCCCGGCAGAGCCUCCUGCAGAAGAAAGGCCUCGGGAGCAACUGACUCCCGUGGGAGUUGUCCUUGGCCCCUGAAGGCAUGACAAGCCCUGGAUGCAGGCCCCAUCCCUCCCUCAAGACGCAGGCGCAACCCGGGGACACUGUGAGCAGCUGUGGACUUGAAUCCAGCGGAGGAGGCUGAGAGGCCAGAGGCCGCAAUCCAUCUUCCUGUGCCUGCAGAGCUGGGGCAGUGGGAGGGCUUCAGCUCACUGUGGGGUGCUGGUUCAUGAAGGCACAGAACGAUCAGCUAGAGAACGUGAUGCCGGGGGAUAAUCUGGGAUCUUCAGCCACUCACCCCACGACCACCCCAGCACCCACUGGGGAGGAACCCAGGAGUGGCUGCACUAGGCUUCAGAGCCCAGCCAGAUGUGGGGCAUUGUGGAGCCAAGCCAAGCCUACUCUCCCAGCCCAAGCUCCCCCACCUCCUGCUAGCCCUGGACGGCCAGCUGUGUCCCAGGAGCCAGGCACCCUCCAGUCCCAGGGUACCGCAGCAGGACAGAACAGUAGGCAGCUCCCAAGCGCUCUGCAGAAAGGGGCAGCGUGGUACCUUUGGCUUCAGCUUCUGCCCAACCCCUCGGGCCUCUGCAGGAUGGGGUCCAGGGAUCCCCAACUCCCCACCCACACAAGGAAACACCACUGUUCAUGGUGCAAAUCACAGAGCCUCCCAGCCCUCAGGCACCAACUCGGGGACUCGGGGCCAGAGGGUGGGCACUGGGCCUCCAGGAGGCCUUGAACAAUGCUGCGGGUAUCAGAUCCCCUCUGGCCAUCGGGGUGGGCAUGGAAGGUGGAGAGCGGUGGCCCUGCACAAAG